Salarias fasciatus (jewelled blenny) is the source of this 2048-nucleotide messenger RNA. It is a transcript of the gene sap30l, whose product is annotated as sap30-like. Gene Ontology annotation, cellular component: histone deacetylase complex. NCBI's taxonomy places the organism in Eukaryota, Metazoa, Chordata, Actinopteri, Blenniiformes, Blenniidae. The transcript has 4 exons. Gene Ontology annotation, molecular function: transcription coregulator activity; protein binding. The record is from RefSeq and is a predicted model, not a curated record. The coding region runs from base 583 to 1119 and encodes 178 amino acids. Gene Ontology annotation, biological process: regulation of DNA-templated transcription.
ACAGCACGGGAUGAUGGAGCACGAUCCAUUGUACGGCAGAACCGCGGCUGUUGAUCCACUGGAAAAGCGUGAUUUCUUCAAACUUCUUUCGAAUUUCGGACUCGGUUCUGGCCGCUAAACUCGGGACGACACGCGGUCGGUGCCGCGAAUGUGAAUUCUCGGGUGUUUGUGUCGUUUGAAGGGGGGUUGGUGCCGCGGUCCCACCAAAGGAAUUUGUGCCUCAUCCACCGUGCUGUCCUGUUAGCGCCGGAGCUAGCACCGGAGCUAGCCAGCGUCACGCGCACAAGUCCUUUUUAUGCUUUUUAUGUGGCGAUUUCAGCAACAACUGCAGGAAAAUGUCUUCAACGCGGAGAAACCGUGCCUCCAAAUAAGCCAGCUUCAGAACAUACGAGCUGUUCGCUUGAAAGCUGCGCACUUAGCCACGUUAGCUCGCUAGCCGCGGCUGCCGUUACCGGGCUGUCUUUCACAAAAGGGGGCAGCGCGUGAAGCGGAGAGGCGGCAGGAGCCCGGACCCAGACCCGGCACGAGCCCCGACGGAGACCCGCUCCUCCCACGGCGUGCGUGUGGCGGACAGCCCGCAGGAUGAACGGAUUCAGCACCGAGGAGGACAGCCACGACGGACCGCCCGCUCCGCCGUUCUACGGCCAGAGCUGCUGCCUGAUCGAGGACGGGGAGCGCUGCGGCCGCUCCGCUGGAAACGCCUCCUUCAGCAAGAGGAUCCAGAAGAGCAUAUCCCAGAAGAAACUCAAGCUGGACAUUGACAAGAGUGUGAGACAUCUCUACAUCUGCGACUUCCAUAAGAACUUCAUCCAGAGCGUCCGCAACAAGAGGAAGAGGAAGACGAGCGACGACGGAGGAGAGUCCCCGGACCACGACGUGGAGGUUCCAGAGGUGGACCUGUUCCAGCUGCAGGUGAACACGCUGAGACGCUACAAGAGACACUACAAGCUGCAGACCAGGCCGGGACUCAACAAGGCUCAGCUGGCCGAGACGGUGAGCCGUCACUUCAGAAACAUCCCGGUGAACGAGAAGGAGACGCUGACGUACUUCAUCUACAUGGUGAAGAGCAGCAAGAGCCGGCUGGACCAGAAAGGAGACGCAGGGAAACCUCUGGACUGAGACACACUCACACCACAGGACACACACACACACACACACACACAUACACCCAGCAGGACACAUACACACACACUCACUCACACACCACAGGACACACACACACACUCUCUCUCUCACUCUUAAACCAUCUCCAUGAGAACAGCAGCAGCGGCCGAUCCCCCCUCUGUGGUUCAUGGACGCUGAACAGAGGAAGGAGGAUCAGGACCCGUCUUCAUGUCCUCAAGGACGUCCGUCUGCAGCCGUCCUGCUCCGCCGGCCCCCCAGUCCCUCCUCCUGUCCCCUCGGUCCUCCUGUCCCCUGGUGUAUACAGACAGCGUGGUGGACUCGUCCUGCAGCUCUGCCUUACUGAACAGACUCUGUUCUCAUUCUUUUCUUCUUCUUCUUUUUGAUGGAUUUUCUCUUUCUGGAUGUGUGACGGACGCUCGUGCCAAAAGGGACAGUGAGUGAACUGACCUUUGACCUAUGACCUGGCGGGGUGUGGGUGGGUUGUGGUGUCCGGAGCUGCUCCUGGUUUCUGUACAGUCGGCUCUCUUCUUCACUUCAGGUGUAAAAAGUUAAAGUUUCUCCGUCUUUCACUUCAGUCAGCUGCUUUUCUAAAGUUCACGUGUUUUUCACCGCGGGACGUCCAGACGUCCACACCUCCAGGAGGGCCGUCCCCGCCGGGAUUCGACCCGGGCUCCUCCCGGGCUCCGUCGUAGCUUCACGCUCCUCUUCUGGGCUUUAUGUUGGGUUUUGUGUCCAUCAGCCUGCCUGCAGCUUGCAGGAGCGUUAGUGUGUAGGUCGAUCCAGAUUAACUGUUAGAGCUCGCAGAGCCGCAUUAACCGCUGUGCUAGAGGAAGCUUAUUUAAACUCGGCUGCUUGGCGCUCCUAAUAUUAAUAAAUGUAUUGUACAGGCUCAACCCGGCUGCUCUGUCUUUCUAAGUGGUUCA